Molecule: messenger RNA, 1113 nt
Organism: Caenorhabditis remanei
Lineage: Eukaryota; Metazoa; Nematoda; Chromadorea; Rhabditida; Rhabditidae
Exons: 5
Coding region: 1-1113 (370 amino acids)
Source: RefSeq, a predicted model, not a curated record
AUGGCGCCAAACUUUUGUGCGGGUAAUUCUGCCGCACCCUGUAUUCGAAUAAACCACCAUUUUCAGGAGUCAAUACUCGAAAGCAGUUUUCCGUUGACAGUACUCCCAUUGAAGUUCGGAGUGAAAAACGAAUCGAGAAUCUAUUAUUCGGAUAAGAGUGUUCUUGAUAGUUUCAAAUAUUAUGGAUACACUUUGUCCGAUUUAUCAAUUCCAUCACCGUUUGGUCUUGCAACUCCAGAUAUCGACUGUGAAGUUAUUGAUACUUUAUGUCCACAAAUGAUUCAAGUAUUUCAUGUUAGUGUCAAUGGAUCACCUCGUUUAGUUAGUUGGAAUGAUUUGAAAGAAAAUGAAACAAUGGAAAUAAUCGAUGAAGCUGGAUAUGUUGGAUCAUGGCCUGGUUAUUGUGGAACUUCGAAUGGAGCACUUGUUGAAAUGUUCUCUCCACUUUUGAAAGAAUUUCAAUAUGCGACAACGAAUGAAGACAUUUUGAAAGCGAGAUGGAAUGAGGAUCGCCAUUUCUGGCAUCCGACAAAAGUUAUCGGAUAUUUAUUCAAUGCGACUGAUCCGAUUAGAACAGUAAACUAUCCAUUCAAUGCAAUUCGACCAUUAGAUAACGUGGUCUUUAACAAAAUUCUUCUGAGACUUCGUCCGAUUAUUCGAGCAAAGGAUUCAAAUGGUUUGGUUGCUUUCACCACAUCACUCAAGGAGAAUGAUUAUUUGAAACUAUACAAAUUCGACAAAGUUUUCAAUAUUUCUCUGAUUGAUCAAAUGACAAAUGUACCCGUUAUUUCGGAUGCUUGUGGUAAAAUGAUGUUGAUUUAUGAGUUUUCCAAUCCAAUAACGAGAACGUAUCGACUGAAAUUAAGGGACAGUGAUCCGAAUGAAGAAAUGGUCAAAAGAGCUGGAUACGUAUUUCGAGAGGAAUCGUCUGCUCGUCGGUGUCUCGGAGAUAUCCAACCAAUUUACGAGUUCCAAAAUCCAGACAAACAAUCAGAUAUUCAUUACGUUUCAACCCCUGAAGAAAUCAACGAAUACAAUGUUACUAAGAGAUGGACUAAUCUUGGUUUGAUGGGAUUCAGUAGUUGGGGUAAUUUUGCGUUUGCAAAGCGUUGA